This is a messenger RNA of Talaromyces amestolkiae, 5967 nucleotides long. RefSeq lists its product as uncharacterized. The transcript is spliced from 3 exons. The record is from RefSeq and is a predicted model, not a curated record. Gene Ontology annotation, molecular function: phosphopantetheine binding; catalytic activity. Lineage: Eukaryota; Fungi; Ascomycota; Eurotiomycetes; Eurotiales; Trichocomaceae. Gene Ontology annotation, biological process: secondary metabolite biosynthetic process; amino acid activation for nonribosomal peptide biosynthetic process. The coding region runs from base 1 to 5967 and encodes 1988 amino acids. Gene Ontology annotation, cellular component: cytoplasm.
AUGGUAGUUGACAAGGACAAUUUGGAACAGCUGCCACGCAUAACAGACUUGCCCUUUGUGCCACCCACAGUCGUCCGUCCAAAUAACAUGCUAUAUCUUGUCUUCACAUCCGGCAGCACGGGAAUGCCCAAAGGCGUCGUCAUCACACACAGCAACUUCAGCAGUGCCCUAGUAUACCAAACCUCCCGGCUAGGAUUCAGGAGGACCUCUCGAGUUCUUGACUUUGCUUCAUACGCUUUUGACGCGGCGUGGUACAACACAUUACACACCUUCUACGCCGGAGGCUGUCUCUGUAUACCCUCUGAGAAUGACCGCCGGAAUGAUCUCACCGGUUGUAUCAGCCGCCUACGGCCGAAUUUUGCGAAUUUAACACCGAAGCUGUGUGAAUUCCUUGAUACGCCCUCUUUACAGGCGCUAGAUAUGAUAGAACUGGCUGGAGAGGCACCCGAUGAGAGGCAAGUUGGUCGAAUGAGGACAGUUACCAAAGUGCGUUUUGCCUAUGGUCCAGCAGAAUGCUCCAUCCUCUCCACGGUAACGGAUGAGCAUGCGGUUUCAUCAAAAAUUGGUAACGGCCUUGGUGUGCGGACAUGGGUGGUCAAUGCCGACAAUCCAGACGUCCUCUCACCAAUAGGAUCCGUGGGUGAAUUGUGGAUUGAGGGCCCCCUCGUAGGGCGUUGUUAUUUGAAUAAUCCUGAGAAAACGGCGGCGGCUUUUGUUAACAGUCCAGCUUGGCUCUUACAAGGAGCACCAGGAUUUGAGGGCCGUUCCGGUCGUCUCUACAGGACGGGAGAUCUCGUUCGUUAUGCUGCGGACGGGUCACUGCUUUUCGUUGGUCGAAAGGACGGACAGGUGAAAAUCCGUGGCCAGCGUGUUGAGCUUGGGGAAAUAGAGCACCAUAUCCGUCAAAGCUUACCUGAGAAUACGUCGUACUCAGUGGUGGCAGAAGUCAUCAGCCCAUUGAAAAGCGACAAUGCGAUACUAGUCGCAUUCAUCGAGAAUACCGACUCCAUGGAAGCCGUAAUGACUACCUUGGAGUCGAAGCUGGCCAAAUUACUGCCGUCAUACAUGGUUCCGACAGCUUAUAUAUCUGUGGACAGAAUUCCAGUAUCUCAGACUGGAAAGACUGAUCGACAGCAGCUACGUCGACUCGGGGCAACUUACACCCUGGAGCGGUUGGCCGCGUUGAACUUGGCUCGAACGAAAGGUCGUCCACCGAAGACUGCGAUAGAACGGCUAUUGCAAAGAUUGUGGAGCUCUGUACUCAAGAUCAAUUCAAAUGCGAUCAAUGCUGAGGAUAGCUUUCUGAAAAUUGGUGGGGAUUCAAUUGGAAUAAUGAGGUUAGUAGCGGCUGCUCGUGAGGAAGGUUUACUCCUUAGCGUCGGUGAUGUGUUCAGACAUCCCCGAUUGUGUGACUUGGCGAACAUUGUGAGAAAGAUUCCCUUAGAAGAUGUGAGAAGCGAGGUCAUUCCUCCAUUCUCUUUGCUUGGUGGACAAGAUAAGACAACAAUCCGAAAGUCGGUCGCUCAUAUCUGUGGCAUCGAGGCCAGCCAGGUUGAAGAUGUAUUUCCUUGCACACCACUACAACAAGGAUUACUAGCGUUAUCGGCUCGGAGGGCGGACCAGUAUGUAGUACGGAGCGUACAUGAGUUGCAACCUUCAGUGCAAUUGAGCCAGUUUCGAGCGGCUUGGGAGGCAGUUGUGUCAAAAUCGCCAAUUCUUCGGACAUGCAUUGUGGACCUUGAUGAUCAAGGAUUAAUGCAAGCUGUGACCAAUAUACCGAUUGAGUGGUCUUUAGACGCAGACACUACUCAUAAUGAGACAAUUCAGUCCGAUGUCAUGGGUCUCGGAACGCCGCUGGCACGCUUUGCCUUGCAGACAAGUCCCGAUGGAGUGCGUCUAUUCACGCUCACCAUGCAUCACGCAAUAUGUGAUGGAUGGACCGUGCCUCUGUUGUGCCAUAUGGCUGAAAAAGCCUACCGUGAGCAAACCUUGCCUCCAUCCCCACCCUUCCAGGCGUUUGUUCGACACAUUCAGCAACUAGAUGGGGCAGAUGCAGCCAUUAAAUGGCGCAAGUAUCUAGAGGGAACAGAAGCGCAGGUCUUCCCUCGGGUGUCACAAGCUGCUCAGCAACCAAAGGCGAACACUGAAAUGAUGCACUCAGUCAGCAGUUUCCGUUGGCCACGUACAGGGGUGACUCGAUCAAAUAUCGUCCGGGCAGCAUGGUCAAUAUUAGUUGCGCAAUAUACCGCUACUAAUGAUGUGGUGUUUGGAGCUACAGUAUCUGGACGACAAGCGCCUGUGCCCAUGGUCGAGCAGAUGACCGGACCGACUAUUGCCACAACGCCGGUUCGUGUAGUCCUGGACUGGGAAGAAGAUAUUGAUCAAUUACUUAAACGGGUGCAAGAGCAAGCCGUUGAAAUGGCAGCUGUUGAGCAGAUGGGUCUGCAAUGGAUACGACGGGUUUGUGAUGAUGCAGAAAAAGCGUGCCAAUUUCAAACAUUACUAGUCAUUCAGCCGCCAGAGAAUGAGACAGAUAGAAAGAGCUCUUUAUUCAUGCCGACUACUGACAAUAAUUGGAAAUUGGAGGCUUUCAAUCCAUAUGCACUCCUCCUCGAAUGCAGUUUGGCAGAUGAAGGCAUACAGUUUCGCAUCAGCUUUGAUUCCACGAUUUUGGACGAGCAGCAAGCAAACCGAAUGAUGCAACAGCUGGAACAGAUCCUACGGCAACUGUGCACUCCAGAAUCUGGUGCAAAGAAACUUUCGACUAUGGAUAUCAUCAGCGAGCAAGAUUCAAAUGAUAUCUGGAGGUAUAAUCGCAAUGUGCCGGCUGCGGUAGAAGGCUUCGUCCAAGAUCUAAUUUUAAAAACCAUGUGGGAGCAGCCAUCUGCGCCUGCUAUAUGCGCAUGGGACGGGGACUUCACAUAUGAAGAGCUCCACAGACACUCUACACGAUUAGCUAACACACUUCUCCAGCAUGGUGUUGGUCCCGCAAUAAUUGUCCCUGUAUGUUUACAAAAGUCCAAAUGGGCUCCAGUAGCGAUGCUUGCGGUUCUCAAAGCUGGAGGAGCGUUUUCCAUGCUGCCUCCAUCUCUGCCCAGCGGAAGGCGCGAGUCGAUGAUCUCGGUUAUUCAACCUAUGGUGGUCAUUACAAGCACACAAUAUGUUCAUUAUUUCCCCAACGUAGCGACGAUCUUUCCUGAAGAGUACGAAAAUGUUAGUGGGUUUGAUAACAGCAAAUAUUGCGCCCUCGCUCAGAAAGUAACGCCCAGUACCCUGGCCGCGGUUCUUUUUACCUCUGGGACCACCGGUAAUCCCAAAGGCAUUAUGCUCGAUCACCGCUGUCUGAGCACAACCGCGCAGUACAUGGCGAGGAAGUUCAACGUCGGGACCCACUCACGGGUGUUCCAGUACGCAUCGUAUUCCUUUGACGUCAGCAUCCACGAGACCAUGAUGGUUCUUUCGAGCGGUGGUUGCAUAUGUAUUCCAUCUGAAGAGGAUCGACAUAACGACCUUGCGGGAGCGGUACUGAGGCUGGAAGCGAAUUGGGCGUCUUUCUCACCCUCCGUGGCCAGGACCAUUAGCCCUGAAAACGUUUCGACUCUCGAAACACUUGUAUUUGCGGGAGAGGCCUUGACUGAUAGAGAUGUCUUGCCGUGGGUGGAUAAACUGACAUUAUUCAAUUGGUAUGGCCCUGCUGAAUACUCGCUGAGCGCAACCUCGCUGGUGCAGUUACCUGGUUGGGCUACUGGGACUCUGGGUUUUGGAUCAGCUAGUACCUGCUGGGUUGUUCGACCAGAAAACCGAGAUGCACUAGCGCCUAUCGGCGCUAUAGGCGAGCUCGUGGUGGAGGGACCGGGAUUGAUGAUGGGAUAUCUCCACGAUAUAAAAAGAACAAAUGCCGUGGUAAUGACCAAUCCAUCAUGGCUGAACCGUGGCGCACUUUCUUCUCCUGGUCGAAGUGGGCGUUUGUAUCAGACUGGCGAUUUGGUGAAGUACAAUGCUGAUGGCUCUCUGACAUACAUCGGCCGGAAAGAUGCUCAGGUGAAAAUUCGCGGGCAAAGAGUUGAGCUCGAAGAAGUUGAGCAUCAUCUCAUUAAGCAACUGUACACAAUGGGGGCUACCAGUUCUCAAGCAGUUGUAGAGGUGGUCACGCCGGUGGCAAGUGCUAGCCCUAAGCUGGCCGCUUUCGUCAAAGGGGGCGGAUCACAGUUCCAGCUCAAUGAGCUAGAGAAAAGGCUUGCUUGCGUGCUGCCCAGCUAUAUGAUACCAUCUUUGUAUAUUAGUAUUUCGGAUAUCCCAAUCACAGCAAAUGGCAAGACAGAUCGAAAGAGACUCCGUGCCAUGGGAAAUUCUCUCACACGUGAGCAGGUGACCUCUCUCCGUCAUACACCUGGGAAGCAGCUGCACAUACCCGCACGAACCAUCAUUGAGAAGAAACUCCAAGAAUUAUGGAUAUCUAUCCUUGGAUUGGACUCAAUUAUAUCAAUAGAGGAUCACUUCUUCGAAGUUGGCGGAGACUCAAUUGCGGCUAUGCGACUCGUUACUGCUGCUCGACAGCACGGUCUAUCUUUUACUGUCGCUGACAUUUUCAAUCGACCCCUGCUUGGCGAUCUUGCAUCAAUUGCUCGACCAGUAAUGACCGCAGCAAAUAAUGUCGCGCCGCGACCUUUUUCAUUGCUUGAUCAUAAUGCCCAGACGUUUGUCCGGACAAAGCUAGCCCACAUGACAUCAGUCUCGGACGUCUUCCCGGUCACUCGCUGGCAAUCAACUUGCAUCGAUCUAGCUUUAGCCAGUCCUCCACGGCUGCUGGACUAUUUCUUCAUCGACCUUCCUUCGGACAGUAGCUUGGAGGAGGUGACUCGCGGCUGUAGCGAUUUGUGGCGGGAAAUGGACAUCCUUCGGACGAUUUUUAUCCCUUGGAGAGACCAGUACCUGCAACUUGUGCCUGAACAAUCUAACCUUCCAGUUCAAUACCGCUCGGCCGAUGAGGGAAAUAUUGAAUACCUGACUGAGAAAAUCUAUGAAGAUGAUGUCCAGCAGCCUCUUCUUCUAUUUGCUCCCUUCACUCGCUUCUACAUUGUCUCUGGUUCAAAUGGCGCUAUGAGGUUGAUUGUCCGGCUGUCGCAUGCACAAUAUGAUGGCACAAGCCUGCUUAAUCUUAUGCAGUGCCUUCGAGCUUCAUUCAACAAAGAGCAAUUCCCCGACAAAAGUCCUUUCACUGCUUUUAUCCAACACACCAGGAGCAACCAGCUCGCAGCUGUCAAAUAUUGGAGGACGUUACUCGAGGGGUCAAGUUUCACGAGUAUUGCAGCUGACCGCAUCAUUUCCGAUUUCUCAAAGCCUUUGAUUCCAAUUGUUGUUCGGCAGCUUGUAGAAUUGUUGCCCUGCAAUGAUCGUUUCACUCCAGCGACCACUUUCACAGCAGCAUGUGCACGCUUUCUGUCUCAAAUAACUGGCUCAUCCGAUGUGACAUUCGGAAGAUUAGUCUCUGGCCGAGCGAUGCUUCCAGUGCAGCUACGCAACGCUGCGGGCCCUUGUGUCAAUAUCAUUCCGGUUCGUGUCCACGAUACUCAAUCCUUGGAGCAGMCCCGCCAAUCGGUUCACGAGCAGCUCAUUGAUAGUUUGCCGUUUGACACUCUUGGAGCGAAGGAGGUGAUUGAAAACUGCACUAACUGGCCACGAGAGACUCGCUCGUUCGGCUUUGUCACGAGCUAUCAAGAUUUGGGCGAUGCCGAAGAAGAAAUUAAAGGAGUCUCAUGUCGACUACGAUGCCUUGAGGAUAUCAGGCCUGGCAUGAGGAUGAUGGAAGAUGAAGCGGUCAUGAUAUUUGCGAAACCGAUGGGAGACUACCUCCAAAUAACUGUGAACGCGGACGGCCGGGUGUAUACUGAGCAAACGGUUCGUCGGUGGUGCGACAUGUUGGCGGCUUCCAUUGAGGACUUCAGACUGCUUGAACCGUCUCAUUAA